AUUCUACCUGGAACCCUGGAAUUUUUUUACGCAAAAUUACGUUCUUAUUCUCUUUACGUUUUAUCUAAGGGAUCGAAUUCCCGAUUUUUUUUUUCUUUCUCGACUUGUCGGAGCUCGAGGUUUCGCAUUUCACGCUAUCUCAGGCUUGCACAUUUUCGAAUGCUCGAGUGAGUAAAGACGCAUCCACCUGCACGGAUACCUCGCGUGACGGUAACCGUAAGCGUAACGGUAAGAAUCGCAAUAAGUAAAUUACCGAACAUAGGGCGCCAUGUUUAAUUUUCUGCAAUUCUUGUGCCCGAUUCUUCCCGCUACGCGAGGCAUCCUGGAAGGCCUUUACAUCUGCGUUUAUACGUUUCGUGACAUAUGCUGGAAUAAUAAAUAUAAAUUUAUGCGACAAUACUAAUGUCGGAUAUUGUUCUGCUUCUAUUUUCAGGGCCCUUUCGUUAACCAUUCGUUCACCAGGAUGCGUUAGGUUGGCCCAUAUUAUGUAUACUUUUCUCGUUAUUCUUCUCAAGCGAGGGAUCGAAAAAUCCGAGAAUACAUUAUUAAUUAAUAUCUCUCAAUUUUACCUCCUGAAAUAUUUUUUUUAUGCAAGAAACGGACUUAUGGGGCAACGUUUUUGUACCGCGCCUCUAUGUAUAAAAUUUUUAGUCCAGCUUCGAUGCAACCGAUUUAUGGUGUCCCUUGAAAAUUUUGGUUUUUUAGCGAUCAGCUGAUAUUGCGCCCAGACUUUCUUGUGGUCGUCAAUGUUCGAAUUAGUUCUGAUACAUUUGGGACCGCGGAAGUUUACCAGAGAACGUUCAACAAACGACUCCGUAUGUCUUUAAUUAUAUUUAAUGAGGGGCUCGAUCCCGAAGAAGACCUCUGAUCGUCUUCGUUCAUGGCGUGGGGCCAUUAAUCGGUCGCCUUGCUCGCCGGUCGUCGUUGAUCUUAAUCGUUCACGCGAAGCUCUCUCGCGACGUUUUAUUUCCCCUAACGAGACCCAAUAAAAAAGAUGUCGGAACUUUUCCAUGCACUAACGCAUUCGCGCCACUCCCACGAUCUCUAGGCAAUCUCUGUGUCCAAAAUUCGGGAAAUUCCACGGAGGCGAGGAUAAAAAAGUCCUUUGAUUAGCGAAGACCUAGUCAAUUUGCAUACAUCGAGAGCCGGUGAAAUCGCAAAUGCCCCAGAAAACCGUGUCAAGUCUACAAAGCGAACCCUGGCGCGAUAAAUGUCUAUAGUCUUAGGCCUAAGUGCGCUUAACGCGGAUUAAAUCUGACUCGGCGUCAUUCCACGGAGUACACAUGCAUUCGGCACCCUCUCCCCGAAUAAUUUAUGCCGGUAAUAACCGCACACGGAGGAGGGACAUCGAAAUUGAGAAAAUAGGCGGAGCACUUCCCUUGCUUCUAAUUAACGAUAAGAAAAAAAUAUCGACUGGACGACUCGUCGGAGGAAAACGAAUUAUACCCGACGCGAUCGCUCCUAGUCGUUCACGUAUAAACGAGGAUUACCCGCGAGAUUCGAAAAGCUUGGACGGUUUUUUUUUUCCUCCGCAAACUCGACCGUGAAGAUAUAAAUAAGCACGACGCUCAAGUUCGGCAGUAGACCGACGCUUGCGCGAAUACGGAUUAGUGCCAUAGUUUUCGGCCUCGGAGUGUCCUGCGAUCGAUCGACAUGGAUCGGCCGAAGAUUAUCGAUAUGUCGCGCCUCACCCCGAAUUAGCGUUGAUCUGAGAUUAAUUUAACGUAACCGGUCGGGACGACGUUAGUUAUGGAACCGUUGAAACGUUAAAUCGUCUCGUUGGAGACCCCGAGAAAAUGCUCUCCUCGCGGUUGACCUCCCUCGAAGAAGAUCAAGACACUCCGACGAGAAACAUCGUUUUUGGUUGACGUCGACUCGUCGCUCCCGCAAGGAUCUCUCCGAAUAGCCGACGAUGACGAUGAAGACGAUGAAGCCGGUGAAGACGGCGAAGACGAAGCUGGUUCCUCCCGAUGGUGGAUGGGGAUGGGUGGUGCUCGUGUCAGCCCUGCUGGUCAACUUUCUCAUCCCGGGAACGGUCAAGUCCUUCGGGGUGCUCUUCGUCGAGUUUCUCCAGGUCUUCAAGGCGUCGCCAACGGCGGCCUCCUGGAUGCCGGCUCUCUGCUACUUCCUCUACAGUUCUCUAGGACCAUUGUCGAGCGUCUUGUCCAUGAAGUUCUCCUACAAGACAGUCACUCUCAUCGGCGGCACUUUUGCCGCCAGCGGGAUGAUGCUGAGUUACUUCGCCGACUCGGUUUCCUAUCUUUACGUUAGUUAUGGACUUAUGGUUGGUAUUGGAGCCGGCUUGACGUUUCCACCUACGGUUUACAUCGUGACGGCGUAUUUCGAGAGACUGCGAGGGUUUGCCAACGGAUUGUGCAUCUCAGGCAGCGCAAUCGGGACGAUAGUGCUACCGCCCUUCCUGCAGUACCUCCUCAACCAUUUUGGAUAUCGAGGAGCCGUGCUGAUCAUGGGAGCGAUCACGUUAAACACCCUGGUGUGCGCCUUGCUGUACCACCCGGUGGAACAGCACAUGAAGGUCGUGCCGAUUGCCGCGGAAGAGGGCAUCGACAACGAGGCCUUGACUCUGGACGAGCCAGCCUCGAACAAGCUGGAGUUGGAUCUGUCGAAGCCAAACCGGAGUCUACAGGACGCGCAUCCUCGGGAGGAGACGGCCGCUCAGCUGUCGAGUCUCUCUCAGAUCCUGGAGAAGACGUCCUGUGACAUCCUGAAUGAGAAGGCGCGACCGGCAGAGUCGUCCGAGGAAGUCUCGACCGAGAACCAUCGGAAUCUGGAGAGCGAGGUGGACCAGGACAAAUUGGAGACUACUCUCGAAUCCGAGGUUGAUUCCGGAACGACUCCUUCGGUAGAGAGCGAACGGGUCGACUCGCUCCCCAAGAUAGUGGUCGGUCCUUCACUUCUGAGCAGGAACAACUCCGUCCAGCGUCCGGUAAAGCACGAGAGCUUCCACCUGUCCCGUCAGCACAGCAUCGUCUCCGAGAUGGGCCCCAUCGCGCUGAGUCCUCGCCUGAACGUGCCGGGCAUGUUCCGAAGGCUCUUCAAGACUCAGUCGCCCAGGAAGAGCGGGUCCGAGAAGGACACCAAGUCGGUGACGUCCUGCACCGGGAGCAAGAGCGACAAGUCGCAGAGCAGCGGAUCUAGCUCUUCCAACAAGUUCUUCGACUUCGGGGUCCUGCGCGACCCGAUCUACCUGGUGAUCAUGAUCUCGAACUCCACCUCGGCGAUCAGCAACACCAACUUCAUGAUCCUCCUACCGUCCUAUGCCAUCUCUCAGGGCUUCGACAAGAACAUGGCGGCGCUGCUGUUGUCGAUAGUGUCGGCCCUGGACCUCAUAGGCAGAAUCGGCGGCGCCUCCCUGUCGGACAUCGACUUUAUACCAAAGUAUUACUACUUCGUGGGGGGUCUGGGGACCAGCGGCAUAGCCCUGGCCCUUCUACCUAUGGCGAACAGCUACUCCAUGCUGUCCUUCUUCUGCGCCCUAUUCGGGCUCUCCUCCGGCAUCUACAUCGGCAUCACCACCGUCAUCCUGGCGGACAUGCUGGGCCCGGAGAAGCUGAGCUCCUCCUACGGGAUAUCUCUCUUCGUCAAUGGAGUCCUCCAGCUCGUGGGACCGCCGGUUUGCGGUACCAUCUACGAGCACGUAGGCUCAUACAAACCCAUCUUCCUAGCCUUCGGCAUCAUUCUGAUCCUGGGAACUGCCCUCUGGGCCGCGUUGCCCAUCAUCAAGAGGAACGGAAAGAAGGACGUCGAGGCCGGAUAACGAUGACCGGAGCUCGAGCCUCAUCGACGGCAUUCGGUGCCGUGGAUUUUGUUUCGGUACCCGCGAUGGCGGAUUUCGGGGUCUCGACGAUGCCUACAGUUCGUCUCGCGGAGUCCUGGGGCCGUCUUCAGCUGACUGGGCCCGAUCGACUUCGCCCGCGGAGUCGUCCUCCUCGGCAUCGUCUCGUCUCCAGGUUUUGGGACUUCUGGCGAGCCCGAUUCGCUCGGAAUUUUCGACGUCCUGGAACUGGUCGAACGAAUCAGGAUAUAGGCUGGGUGUUCGCGACGCGCGUUUCGAAGAUGGCGCAGGUGUUUCUUACCUCUUUCUUCAAGAUGCACCGUCCAUCUCGGAUGAUAUAUCCUGGCUCGUUUGGGUCCAGCCUCGCUCCCGGUUACUAUUCCUGCGAUGGAAGGAGGUUCUCAUGGUGCUUACACCCUAUGCGUGGUUCAUAAAUUUCCGACGCGUCUCUGCUUAGGAGUGAAAGAUCUUCGAGUGCGUCGAGCUUCCAAGAUGGCGGACCGCCCGAGGUGGAUGCCCCAAAUUUGAGCGCGUCGUCUGUACCCUCUUUUCAAAAUGUGACGCGUGACACCCUGAUGUGGACGCACACGUUUUAACUAAUCGCCCACUCGUACAAUUCGCUUCACGCAUAGUGUGUAGACAUCUUCAGGCAUUAAAAUAAUAUCGUCCCGUUGGUGAUGCGACGCGCGCUGGUCAUCGCAAGCGACAACGGCGACGCAAUACUCCCGUACAAAGCGACCGCAGGACGACUCUUUAGUUACUUAUUUUGUAAGCGAGACUGCAACUUUUAUACGACUCGAUUCUGCAUUAAUGCUGCUCCCUUGGGAUUGACCCGAUCGAAGCGCCGCCCUCGGAGAAGCGGGAAAGGAGAAAGGAAAAUUCCCUUCCGGCUUCGUCCACCGGCCGCACCCAGGCUCGCCUCCCCGUACUUAUGUCUAGUCAUAAACGUGUGUAUAACAUUUAAGAUCCCGUCUUCACCUGCUCAUAGUAACGAGGAAUUGUCCCGAAACGGUAUUCUUAACUCCGUUGUACAGUAGAUUCGAGGCGCGCGAGUUCUUCCCCUCGCGGAGAAGCCUGGCUUCGAUCAGCGAUCGUCCAAAUCGACCAUGGAACUUCGCGUGUUGAUUAGAGCAGCAUUAAUGUACGUUUUACAGUGAUAAGGUAGCCUUAGAGGUCUCCCCGAGGAGUUUUAGACGACGAAAGCCAGACGUCGAUAAGAUUAUUAGCAAGUUAAGGACGUAUCGUUAGAGAUUUAUGUGUAUAUUUUUUAACUCACCCUUGGAGUUCGUUCGGUGUUCACGACGGCCUUUAGAAGUUAGGUCGCGUAAUGCUGGACGCUGGUCGAGACGUCUUCCUUCCUAAAAAUUUGGAUACGCAAUCAGGUUCCGCUUCUUCGUCUCACGACAUGCCGAGGCCGAGAAUCGGCUUCUUCCCUUAAAUUCAACGAGCACACUUUUCCGAAAACGUGCGACCCUACGGUCACUAAUCUUCAUAUUUUUUAACCCUUGACAGUAAAUCCGACUACCGACCAAUAGAGAUGCAGGUUCUUUAAAAAGGGACCAGAAGAGACCAGUCGAGUCGCCGUGGCGGCGUUCGUCAUUUUCAAAUUUGACCAGACGCCUGUAGUCCUUUAUUUAAUUAAUUAGUAUUAAGCUUAGGCCGACUAUAUCAUAUUAGUACACGAAGUGAUUACCUUCUAGUAUAUCAGUAUUCCGCGGUCUUUAUUCCACGAUCACUGCGAAAGGCUGAGGGACUCAGCUCGCAAAGUAAGGAACCGCGUCGUCAGUUUCCUUCACGAGCGCUACGAUUAAGUCCUCGUGAAUAAUGACGAAAAUUCGAGACACCUUAAGGGCGUAUCUAAAAACCAUGGCGCGACGAGCGGAUCGAAAAUUUGCCAAAAACCGCCGGUCGAAUAAUUCUCGAAAUGCUUGGCGGUUUCCGCUGUCGGCGCCCCACCGAGCCGGAUCUACGACCAUGCAUUUUGUAUCAGUCAAUGUAGACACUUUUCACGUUAGCUCACUGUGUAGACCGUUCCGAUAUUCAAAUACUUAUUUCUAACACCA
Orussus abietinus is the source of this 5859-nucleotide messenger RNA. Its product is annotated as monocarboxylate transporter 13. Lineage: Eukaryota; Metazoa; Arthropoda; Insecta; Hymenoptera; Orussidae. Gene Ontology annotation, molecular function: monocarboxylic acid transmembrane transporter activity. The transcript has 6 exons. The record is from RefSeq and is a predicted model, not a curated record. Gene Ontology annotation, biological process: transmembrane transport; monocarboxylic acid transport. The coding region runs from base 1913 to 3778 and encodes 621 amino acids.